UCAAUCUUUUACUGUGUCAUUAGCGAGGCAGCAUCGAGUACUCACCGGAAAAUGGACGCCGGAGCUGAAAUCGAUGUAAUUGAGCCGGUUGAGGACGAUUCAGCGGAGGAAACUGGUCCGGACCAAGACCACGGCGAAAGAUCUGAACCGUCUUCGUUGAAACAAGGGGGGAUUCUGAGAACUCUUGCGACGGUGGAAAAGGAUUCUCAGGCAAUCGCGGAGAGCUUUUCGUCUCUCUUUGUUUCUCUCCGAUCAACUCUCUCUGAGGCUACUGGUAGCUCGGUUGAUCACAUGAGUUGCUUUGGAGAUGCAGCAGGAAGGCUUCAGGAAAGUGCUUUAGAUGCAGCUACCAAAGGGAACCGUUAUAUCAACUCUUGCCUUAGAUUAAAUGAGGAAAUUAAAGGUGUUGAGAAUUUGGCGGCUCGGUUAAAGCACCUGAGGAGAAAUGUGGAUGUUCUUGACACGGCUGUGAACAAGCUGCUCCGGCCUCCAUGAAAAGUCAUCAGUUUUAGAGACUUGGAUCACUUUUUUAUUUCUUUCACAGACUUGGAUCAUUUAUUUCUCGUACAUAAAGGAUGGUUUAUACAUUAAGAAGAGAAACAACACUAUGUCCUUCAAGGGUCUUCUAAACAGUUUUAGCAGUGCAAAGCUUCAUAAUGGUAUAAUGCUUCAAACACCCAUCUUAACUUUGUAAAACUACUUGAAUCUCUAUAACGGUUUGGUUUAUCAACUAUCAAUUUAGUAGCUUCUAGUACCUUCAA
Capsella rubella is the source of this 761-nucleotide messenger RNA. RefSeq lists its product as uncharacterized. The record is from RefSeq and is a predicted model, not a curated record. The transcript has 5 exons. NCBI's taxonomy places the organism in Eukaryota, Viridiplantae, Streptophyta, Magnoliopsida, Brassicales, Brassicaceae. Bases 52 to 495 code for a protein of 147 amino acids.